AUGGAUAAACCGAAGGUUUUGAUUGUAACGAAUGAUGGUAUUUGUCCUGCAGAAGUAGGUAACUUUCCACUUCUGUAUUCUUUAUCCAAUCUAAAGAGAAUCAGAUUAGAGAAGGUUUCGGUUCCGUCUCUCGAUACGAACUCUUUACGCCUAAAGAAUCUGCAAAAAAUAUCCGUAGUCAUGUGUAAUAUAAAUCAGGCUUUCAAAAAGGGUACACACAAGAUGUCAGAUGUUUUUCCGAAUCUUUCGGAAAUCGACAUCGACUACUGUGAUGAUCUGGUGGAACUUGGUGAAGGGUUGUGUGAUCUUGUUCAACUGGUGAAGCUUAGCAUCACCAAUUGCCACAAGCUCGUUACACUGCCUGAGGGCAUUGGAAAACUGGAAAACUUGGAUGUGCUAAGACUAACUUCCUGUACUGAACUCAAGACAUUGCCGGAGAACAUUGGGAGCUUAUCCAAGCUUACUAUUCUCGACAUUUCCGAAUGUCUAAGCAUCGUAGACAUUCCGGCCCAGAUCGGUGAACUGCACAGUCUAAAGAAGCUCUAUAUGAGAGGUUGCUCCGGUUGUAACCUGCCUGCAACAAUCACAAAGCUGUUACGUUUGGAGUAUGUUAUAUGUGAUGAGGAGACAGCCUAUCAGUGGGAGUCUUCCGAAUCUUCUCUCACUAAUUUAAGGGUAAGAGUUGAUAAAGAAGAUAUCAACUUAAAAUGGCUUCACACAUUUUCAUAG
This is a messenger RNA of Hibiscus syriacus, 729 nucleotides long. RefSeq names its product probable disease resistance protein At5g66900. The record is from RefSeq and is a predicted model, not a curated record. Gene Ontology annotation, biological process: defense response to fungus. Bases 1 to 729 code for a protein of 242 amino acids. Lineage: Eukaryota; Viridiplantae; Streptophyta; Magnoliopsida; Malvales; Malvaceae. The transcript has a single exon.